Molecule: messenger RNA, 1312 nt
Organism: Pyricularia oryzae 70-15
Lineage: Eukaryota; Fungi; Ascomycota; Sordariomycetes; Magnaporthales; Pyriculariaceae
Exons: 2
Coding region: 217-1131 (304 amino acids)
Biological process (GO): protein transport
Source: RefSeq, a predicted model, not a curated record
CCUGCCUGGAGCUUGUCCCCGGAUUCCACCGUCAAGUCACCUCACCUUGCCUAAACCUCUCUCGUUUUGCGACAGUUUGAAUACCUGAUCGAAUGACCUAUUUAUUGACUGAUAUAGUCUACGCAAAACACCAAAAUUCAUCUCCCCUGGGAUACUGAGUUCUCCAAGAUAACCACUACAACAUCCGAAUUCUAUUGCAACGAACAACAAAUCACCAUGGCGCCGUCCGCGUCAAUCAUCACCAAAAUCAAGGUGCAGCUGAAGCUGUCAAUCGCGAGGCUACGCAUGGUCCAGCAGCGGGAUGAGGCGGCGUCCAAGGUCCAACGACGGGCCAUGGCGCAGCUACUAGACCAGGGCAAGAUCGACUCGGCCCGCAUCCGGGUCGAAAAUAUCAUUCGGUCCGACAUACAGGUGGAGCUGUACGAGAUGCUCGAGCUUUACUGCGAGCUGCUCCUGGCGCGCGCCGGCCUGCUCGACGCCCCAACCUGCGACCCGGGUCUCGAGGAGGCCGCCAAGAGCGUCAUCUACGCCGCCGGCAAGACCGAGAUCAAGGAGCUGCAGGCCGUCCGGCAGCUCCUGGGCGACAAGUUCGGCAAGGAGUUCGUCCUGGUCGCCACCAACAACUCGGACGGCAAGGUGUCGGAGAAGGUGGUCAAGAAGCUGAGCGUCACGCCGCCGCGCGAGGAGCUGGUGGCGGGAUACCUCGAGGAGAUUGCGAGGGCGUAUGGCGUUAACUGGCCGAGGAGGGUAGAGCAGGAGCAGGAUGAGGAGGAGGAGGAAGAAGACGAGCCCAAGUUUGUCGACGAUGCGGGUGAAGGUGGUGGUGGCCAGGCGCAAAAGGCUGACGGUGAUGCUGCUGUUGCUGCUGCUGCUGCUGAUGCGGACAAGGCCGCGCCACCAAAAUCAGCCGUACAACCCCUCCAAGUCAGCCCUCCCAGCCCCUCUACAGAAAACAUCCGGCCCAAGGUUACGCUCAACAAGAUGGAGCUCAAGCCGAGCAAGAAGAUGGUAGAUGCCGGCCUUGCCAAGAAGCCGACGGCAGGUGGUGCAAGCAAGCCCAGUGGCGACAUCAGAGACGGUAUACCCAACGUGGACGACCUUGCAAAGAGGUUUGCCGCAUUGAAAAGAUGACACAGGCGCGUAGAUUUUCAAGGCUAACACCUGUAUCCCACCCUCGUCCCUCAUUCUAUGUAGGCAUCUAGUCAGAUAAGCAAGUACACAGGCACGAAAAUAACAUGUAAAUAAAUAAACAAAGCAGGUAUAUAGGUAAAAGAACUACACCAGGUAGGUAAAGUAAGCAGUGAAAUUUGGA